Rangifer tarandus platyrhynchus (Svalbard reindeer) is the source of this 1182-nucleotide messenger RNA. NCBI's taxonomy places the organism in Eukaryota, Metazoa, Chordata, Mammalia, Artiodactyla, Cervidae. The record is from the annotation of a GenBank genome assembly.
AUGGCUGCAGCGGCAUUGAGGCAGAUUUGGACCCCCAGAUUUCUCCCUGUACCUUGGUUUCUGUGUGGUCCCAGAAGAUAUGCCUCAUCCAGCUUCAAGGCUGCUGACCUGCAGCUAGAAAUGACACAGGAGCCUCAUAAGAAGCCUGACCCCAGCCAGCCCCUGCUGUUCGGGAAUACAUUCACCGACCACAUGCUGAUGGUGGAAUGGAACCAGGAGAAGGGCUGGGGCCAGCCCCGAAUCCAGCCCUUCCAGAACCUCACGCUGCACCCAGCCUGCUCCGCUCUGCACUACUCCCUGCAGCUCUUUGAAGGCAUGAAGGCAUUCAAAGGCGGGGACCAGCGCGUGCGCCUCUUCCGACCUUGGCUCAACAUGGAACGGAUGCUGCGCUCGGCCCUCCGCCUCUGCCUGCCGGGUUUCGACAAAAUUGAGUUACUGGAGUGCAUCCGCCGGCUGGUGGAAGUGGACCAGGACUGGGUCCCCGGCAGCGUGGGCACUAGCCUCUACGUGCGGCCCGUGUUGAUCGGGAACGAGCCCUCACUAGGUGUCGGCUACCCCACUCAAGCCCUCCUGUUCGUCAUUCUCAGCCCGGUGGGCACCUACUUCUCUGGAGAUUCCUUGAAACCUGUCUCCCUCCUGGCAGAUCCAUCAUUCAUCCGGGCCUGGGUGGGCGGGGUCGGCAACUGCAAGGUGGGAGGGAAUUACGGGCCCACCGUGUUAGUACAGCAGGAGGCACAAAAGAAGGGCUGCGAGCAGGUCCUCUGGCUGUACGGGCCUGAUCACGAGCUCACCGAGGUGGGCACCAUGAACAUCUUCAUCUUCUGGACCUAUGAGGACGGGGUGCUGGAACUGGUGACCCCCCCACUGGACGGCAUCAUCCUACCUGGAGUAGUCCGACAGAGUCUGCUGGACCUGGCCCGGACCUGGGGUGAGUUCCGAGUGGUAGAGCGUAAGAUCACUAUGAAGGAGUUCCUGCGGGCGCUGGAGGAUGGCCGGGUCCAAGAAGUCUUCGGUUCAGGCACCGCUUGCCAGAUCUGCCCCGUGCACCAAAUCCUGUACCAAGGCAAGCAUUUCCACAUUCCCACUAUGGAAAACGGGCCCCAGCUUAUCCUCCGCUUCUACAAGGAACUGAAGGCGAUCCAGUACGGAUCAAAAGCCCAUGAAUGGAUGCUCCCGGUGUAA